Messenger RNA from Castor canadensis (American beaver), 4542 nucleotides. Lineage: Eukaryota; Metazoa; Chordata; Mammalia; Rodentia; Castoridae. The record is from RefSeq and is a predicted model, not a curated record.
AAGAAACAGCCAAGAGAGCCAGGAGCCAAGGACAGUGCUUUCAAGGGUGUUUGGUCAGCAGAGUCAGCGAUGUGGGAUAUUUUCAGCAGCUUAAGAGAAAGAUGUCAACACAGCAUUGAAGGCAGAAUCCACAGAGGUGAGGGGUGAACCAUGGCUGGGAGAAGCACAGCUUCCUUUGAGGUGCCCUGUGUCGUGAGCUCAUAGCUCAUCUUGGUCAGACACAGCUCACUGGAGAUUCUCACUGGGUGCCAGUUUCCUGCCCAUGUUCAAAUGAAAAAGCUGAGGCUUCAGAGAAUUGGCACAGCUUGUCCAGGACCACGCACCUACAGGUGGUGGUACUAGACCCAAAGACUUGGUGUCACCCUCACUCAGGAGCAAAACUUGGUAUUAUAAUGUGUAGACAAUGACGGAUUCGUGCAGCUGUGGGAAAUUCUGUCUUGCUUUGCUUUGUUUACUUUUGUAUGGAAGUAGCCACCUGAGGUCCUUGUAACUCACAGAGAAGGGGACCAGGUAAAGAGAAAUGGGAACAGAGAGAGCUGUGAGUGCUGGGCUGGAAGCCAGAUGGGGGCGUUAGCCUUGCACUGCGACCAGCCACCUCCUCCUGCCCAGCCGGGAAGAAAAGAUGUGUGGAGAAGGGGAAGAAGGUGACCUUCCUCUUCUCAGCAACAACUUGGGAGAAUUAAAAAUAUUGGAACAGUUGCCAUAGAAAGUUCUAUGGGCAGAAACAAAAGAUGAGGAAGAAGAGCUCGGAGCAGCACGAGGGAAGGAGAGCUCAGCACCUUCGGUGGGGUUGGUAACUGAGGGGGCUGUGGAGGAAAAGGGUAGAACAUUCCAUCCAAACCCAUUUGUCAAGAUUCUCAUCCCCAGUGCUGGCUGACUCGUUCAAGCCACCCUGCCAGGGGUCCCAAAAGGUGUCAGAGCUGAUGGUCGUCGCUCAGUCAGAUGCACCCAUUGUCUAGCUGCAGGAACUGAGGGUGGCCAUGGUGAAUCAUGGUGCUGCAUUUGGUGUAUCCAGGGUGUGUGUGGGUUUGGGGACAGAGAGAUGUAUCCUGGACAUGGCAGAGAAAGGUGGGCUCCUGUGCUAGUAACAGAGCCCAGAUCCAAACAGGGGUGCUGGCUCCAGUCUAUGCCUCCUUUCACCAACCAGGUGGGCACUAAUGGAACACGGAAGGGGAGCAAGGCUCCUGGCGGGCCAUGGCCUCCCUGUUGAAGGCUGAAAGGGCCCGAGCCUUGGAAUUCAUUGUUUCUGAGUAACUGGGGACAUUCUGGGCUCAGGAAUCACAUCCUGAAUGAUUCUGCCUUCUCAGGUCUGGUUUUCUCUGCCCUGACUACUGACUACUUCAUCUGAAGCUGCCACCCCAACUGGUGACAGGACACCCCACCUCUCUCAGGGCCUGUGUCACCCCAAUCCACAGUAAUGCUAAUGUGAUGCGAUGCUCCCUGGUGUGCUUAGUGAUUGGUGCAGGUUCGAUUUUCUGUGCUGAAAUCAUUCUGAAAACUCAAACGGCAGACUUUAGCAUUCAAAGGAACCCCAAGCCAGUUGAGGGAGAAUAAAGCCAAAAGCCUUUUAUCUUAUUCGUCCCAAGAAUCCCACUGCCCUCUUCCUACCCCCUACCAAAAAUAAGCCAUUGCACAGACAGACAGCAUGGCAAGCAAACGAAAAUCUACAACUCCAUGCAUGGUUCGGACAUCGCAAGUCGUAGAGCAGGACGUGCCCGAGGAAGGAGACAGGGCCAAAGAAAAAGGAAUGGGUGUGCCACCAUCCGAUGUAGCCAAGGACAGCUGGGUAGCAGAACCUGAAAACUCUUCCAAAGAAAAUGAAGUGAUAGAGGUGAAGCCUACAGGGGAAAACCCAUCCAAAAAACUCCAGGGUGGCUAUGAGUGCAAAUACUGCCCCUACUCCACACAAAACCUGAACGAGUUCACAGAGCACGUGGACAUGCAGCAUCCCAACGUGAUUCUCAACCCCCUCUACGUGUGUGCUGAAUGUAACUUCACAACCAAAAAGUACGACUCCUUGUCUGAGCACAACUCCAAGUUCCAUCCUGGAGAGACCAACUUCAAGCUCAAGUUAAUCAAACGCAAUAAUCAAACUGUCUUGGAGCAGUCCAUCGAAGCUACCAACCAUGCCAUGUCCAUCCCCACCAGUGGCCCCGGAAGUAGUGACAAUGACCCUGGGAUCCCAGUGAGUAAAACUCCCAUCAUGAAGACAGGAAAACCGAAAGCAGAUGCCAAGAAGGUGCCCAGGAAGCCUGAAGAGGCCACCCCCGAAAACCAUGUGGAAGGGACUGCCCGCCUGGUGACAGACACAGCGGAGAUCCUCUCCAGACUCGGAAGCGUGGAGCUCCUCCAAGACACGUUGGGACACGUCAUGCCUUCUGUACAGCUGCCACCAAAUAUCAACCUUGUCCCCAAGGUCCCUGUCCCACUGAAUACUACCAAAUACAACUCUGCCCUGGACACAAAUGCCACCAUGAUCAACUCCUUCAACAAGUUCCCUUAUCCGACACAGGCUGAGCUGUCCUGGCUGACGGCUGCCUCCAAACACCCCGAAGAGCACAUCAGAAUCUGGUUUGCCACCCAGCGCUUAAAGCAUGGUAUCAGCUGGUCCCCGGAGGAAGUAGAGGAGGCCCGGAAAAAGAUGUUUAAUGGCACCAUCCAGUCAGUACCCCCAACAAUCACAGUGCUUCCUGCCCAGUUGGCCCCCACAAAGAUGUCUCAGCCCAUCCUUCAGACAGCUCUGCCAUGCCAGAUCCUUGGUCAGACCAGCCUGGUGUUGACUCAAGUGACAAGUGGCUCAACAAAUGUUUCUUGCUCCCCCAUCACACUUGCCGUGGCCGGAGUGACCAACCAUGGCCAAAAGAGACCUUUGGUGACUCCCCAAGCUGCCCCCGAGCCCAAGCGUCCACACAUAGCCCAGGUGCCAGAGCCUCCACCCAAGGUGGCCAGUGCCCCACUCACCCCAGCCAGUGACCGAAAGAAGACCAAGUUGCAGAUCGCACACCUCAAAGCAAGCUUUCUCCAGAGCCAGUUCCCUGAUGAUGCUGAGGUCUACCGACUCAUCGAGGUGACCGGCCUUGCCAGGAGUGAGAUCAAGAAGUGGUUCAGUGACCACAGAUAUCGGUGUCAAAGGGGCAUCGUCCACAUCACCAGCGAAUCCCUUGCCAAAGACCAGAUGGCCAUUGCAGCCUCCCGACAUGGUCGUACAUAUCAUGCAUACCCAGACUUUGCCCCUCAGAAGUUCAAAGAGAAGACACAGGGUCAGGUUAAAAUUCUGGAAGACAGCUUUUUGAAAAGCUCUUUCCCUACCCAGGCAGAACUAGAUCGACUAAGGGUGGAGACCAAGCUGAGCAGGAGAGAGAUCGACUCCUGGUUCUCAGAGAGGCGGAAGCUUCGGGAUAGCAUGGAGCAGGCCGUCCUGGAUUCCAUGGGGUCUGGCAAAAAGGGCUCUGAUGUAGUAGCCCCCAAUGGUGCUCUGUCUCGACUUGGCCAACUCUCCAGCACCCAGUUACCCAGUCCUCUGCCCAGCCCUUCACCAGCAGUUACACAAAGUCAAGAACAGGUUCAUCUCCUGAGGAGCACGUUUGCAAGAACCCAAUGGCCGACUCCCCAGGAGUACGACCAGUUAGCAGCCAAGACCGGCCUGGUCCGAACUGAGAUCGUGCGCUGGUUCAAGGAGAACAGAUGCUUGCUAAAAACUGGAACCCUGAAGUGGAUGGAGCACUACCAGCUGCAACACAUUUCGGAUGAUCACGGCUACGAGGCCAUAUCGAAGAAAGCAGCAAAACCAGUCGAGAGCCCAAAGAAUGGGGGCGAGGUGGUUCAGCAAUAUCACAAAGACCCCAAAACGCUCUGUGAUGAGGACUUGGAGAAGUCGGUCCCCAAAACAAAAGCAGGCAGUGAGCAAGCAAAAGACUGUGUACCAGCCAAGCCUUCAGAGGCCGCCUCUGACAGGUCGGAGGGCAGCAGCCAGGAUGGCCAGGGCAGCGAUGAGAAUGAGGAGUCGGGCGUGGUGGACUAUGUGGAGGUGACAGUAGGAGAGGAGGAUGUCACCUCAGAUAGAUCAGAUAGCUGGAGUCAGACGGCAGGUGACAGGGCAGCAGAACUGGCUGACUCAGACUCUGAAGGCGUCACUGUGGAAGCUAGCCAGACCUAGUCAGGGCAUUCGAUCAGAACCUCUGCACUGAUCAAGUGGAUGCGCUGUCUUUGAAGAAAGAGACCUUCCCUCCCGUGGGCCACCUCACCAGUGACUCCAAGUGGAACUGCUUCGCUUGCAUGUACCUGGAAGACACGGGAACCCCAGCCACUUCCCCACGCACCUCCCAGAGGACCAGUGGGAAUUGUUCAUAGUGCCAAAGUCCUACUACUGCGUUUUCAAUGGGUCCUUGUACAUAGUUUGCUCCUCUGCCCCAGCCCCCACAUCUUGCUAUACUGGAACCGAUUUGUACAAUGUGGGAAUUUUGUUACCUUUUUAAUGGAGGGCAGCUUCCUUUUCCAGCACUACUAUUGUAAGGUUUUUUUCCCAGGAGGAGGGCUAACCAC